CGGCCCCGCGCUCCCGCACCUGAAUUCUGGGUGUCCCUGCUCCGUGAAGGGUCCGUGCAGGCGAGUCUCUGAAUACCCGAUGGAGGGUCCCGGUUUGCUGGGCUCUGUGAGCCCCAGUGCCCGCUGAAGGGCUGGGUUGGGCGGGAUCCGUGCCUCUCCUCGGUGCCCGCUGAGCAGCACGGUCGGUGCGUCCCGGUGCCCGGUAGGGGCUGAGCUCUGCCAAGCCCCAGCGCUCGGCGAGGGCCCGGUCUGGGGGGGGCUCUGGUCGGUCUCGGUGCCUGAUGAGGAGCGCGGUGUGCGGGUCUUUAGCGAGCCCGGUGGGGGAGCCGGGAGGCUGUGCCCCGGUACCCAGUCAGGGGUCGCGGUCUGCUGGGCUGUGUGAGCCCCGCUGUCAGGUGAGGGACCCGGUCUGGCGGUUCUGACCCAUCCCCAGUGCCCGCUGAGGUGUCGGGGUGCUUGAGCCGCCGAUCCCCGCUCAAGCAGCGUGGUCUGGGGGGGACCUGAGGAGCCUGGUGAGGUUCGAGCUGUGCGGCUCUGUCCCCCCAUCCCGGUGUGACCGCUCCCACCCCGCCAUGCCGGCCCAGGGCCACUCGGGGUCCCGCCGGCCGCUGCUGGCCCUGCUGGUCGCGCUGGGCUGGCUGCUGGCCCUGCAGCUGCUGCUGGACCUGCGGGCGCUGGGGCUGCUGUGCGGGGCGCUGGCCGUGCUGGGGGGCUGGCUGGGCCCCCCGGCCCUGAGCCCCCGCGGCCGCCGCCUGCGGCUGGAGCGCUUCGUCAGCUCCCUGCGGGCCCCGGCCGGCAGCGCUGCGGACGAGAGCCGGCUGGAGCAGGAGAUCGCCAGCACCGUCCGUAAAGUGGUGCGGGAUUUCGUGGCCUCCUGGUACCGCACGGUGAGCAGAGAGCCGGCCUUCGAGGCCGAGGUGGAGCGGGCCAUGCUGGGGCUGGCGGCGGAGCUGAGGCGGAGGAUGAGGCGGGUGGACCGGCGAGCCCUGGCCCGCCGCCUGCUCCUGCUGUGCGGGCAGCACCUGCAGAGCUUCCUGCGGGCCCGGGAUGCCCUGAGGGCUGACCCCAAGGGCGGCCGGACGCUGUGGAGGGAGUACAGCCGGCUGGCAGGGCCGCACCCCGCUCUGCUGAGCCCCGCAGCCGAGGUGGGCUGUGCCCGGGCCGCUGUGGACGCGCUGCUGCGGGCGCUGGUGCCCUGGCCGCACCUGGAGACACGGACAGGACGUUUUGUUGUGGUGGAGCUGGUGGCCUGCAACGUGCUGCUGCCGGCCAUCAGGAAGAUGUCUGACCCCGACUGGAUCAACCUGCUGCUCAUUGGGGCGUUUUCCAAGAAGCCCCGCGGUGGGAAGCCCCACCCUGUACCCCCAGUGCCAGAUUCUUUGCCUUUCCCAGCACAGAUGGACACAGCCCCCACCAGGCUACCCCCGUCCCCAAGGGCUGCAGAGGGGCUCAGGAGAGAGGCAGGGACUGCUGGAGAGGAGGGAGAGGAGGUGAGCAGGUCAUGCCAUGCAGAGGAACCCUUCCUGCGCCCCCAAACCCUGGGAUCCCUCUUCCCCUGUGAGGGUUUGGAGCUGGAAUCCCCCGCACCUGACAUGGGCCAGGACAUGGAGCUGCUGGCUCCUUCCCCCGCUGGAGAGCUCCUUGAUGAGCACCCCCAGGACCCCUCAGUGCCAGAGGGAGCACCUGCCUCGGAGGAUGGCACAGGGGACCUGGACCAGGGUCCCAGCUCAGAUGCUGGCCUGCUUCCCACCUCUGCUUUGAGCUCCUGCCCUGACAUCCAGAUCGAGCCAGCGGUUGAGAAGGAGGAGGAAAGCCCAGCUGUCACCAGGAGGUUCUCCUCACGAAGACCCUCCAGCCUGGGGAGAGAUCUGGGGGCAGCAGAGGGCCCAGCACAGUUUCCCCCAGAGCCUGGGCAGAGCCUGCCCCUGCUCUCAUCCUCCCCAACAGCUUCCAUGAGCACGUUCAGCUUCGAGCCCCUGAGCAGCCCCGAGGGGCCGGUGGUCAUCCAGAACCUGCGGAUAACAGGGACCAUCACUGCCCGCGAGCACAGCGGCACCGGCUUCCACCCCUACACCCUCUACACCGUCAAGUAUGAGACAGCCCUGGAGAGCGAGGCGGCGGGCAGCCUGCAGCAGGUGGCGUAUCACACCGUGAACCGCCGCUACCGCGAGUUCCUCAACCUGCAGACCAGGCUGGAGGAGAAGCCCGAGCUCCGCAAGUUCCUCAAAAACAUCAAAGGCCCAAAGAAACUGUUCCCUGAUCUACCAUUUGGAAACAUGGACAGUGACAAAGUGGAAGCCAGGAAAAGUCUUCUGGAAUCUUUCCUGAAGCAAUUGUGUGCAGUGCCUGAGAUUGCAAACAGUGAGGAGGUGCAGGAAUUCCUGGCCCUCAACACCGACGCCAGGAUCGCCUUUGUCAAGAAGCCCUUUGUUGUGUCCAGGAUAGACAAGAUCGUUGUCAAUGCCAUUGUGGACACUUUGAAGACAGCAUUCCCCAGGUCAGAGCCCCAGAGCCCCACGGAGGAGCUGAGUGAGUCGGAGGUGGAUGGGAAAUCCCAGACAGAAGGGAAGAAAACAACCAAGUCCAGGCUGAGGUUCUCAUCCAGCAAAAUCACUCCAGUGCUGAGUGGGGGUGAAGCUCACGACAGGAUCGUGUACUCCAUCAGGGAGGGCAGUGCUGUGUCUGGCACCCUGUCACUGGCUGCUAUGGAAUCCUUCAUCCAGAAGCAGGAGAAGCUGCUGGAAGCAGUCCCCAGCAAAGCUCCUGAAGGUGAGGGGGGCAGAGAAGGCAAGGAAAACUCUGUGCAGGAAGAAAUGGAUGGGCUGAGCACAGUGGAGCAGGGAGCACAUCCAGACACUGACUCAGACUCUGAGACAGCUUUGGCUGACCUGGCCCUGGACGUGCUUCGUCUGGUGCUGGUGGAUCACUGGAGCUGGCUGUGCACAGAGAACAUCCAGAAAGUCUUCAACCUGCUCUUUGGGACCCUGGUUCAAAGGUGGCUGGAAGUGCAGAUGGUCACCCUGACCUGCACCCAGCGCUGGGUCCAGUACCUCCAGUUGCUGCAGGAAUCCAUCUGGCCUGGAGGAGUUUUACCAGCAGUGCCUAAACCCCCCAGGACUGAGGAGCAGAAGAAGGCAACAGCAGAGCAGGCCCUGCAGAGCCUGAUGGGGAUCCUGCCCAAUGUGAUCCAAGAAAUCCUUGGGACCAGUAAGUGUCGGAUGAGCUGGAGCCUGGUGCUGGAGUCGCUGAGCCAGCCUGUGAUAAACAGGCACCUGGUGUUCUGCCUCCUGGACAUUUUGCUGGAGUUCCUGGUUCUGAAGGGCUCCAGCAAGGAGCCUGAGGCUGCAGCUGCCACACCUUGUGCCUGCAGUGGCCCGGACAAAGGUGUCCCAGCACUUUAACCAGGGCUGGUGCCCCAGCAGGGGAGGAGAGAAGCAGCCACAGGCACGGAGUGAUUGGAUUUUCAGCCUUUACUGAAUGUGCCUGGGAGCUUCUUGUAAGGAAUUCCUCCAGCCAGUGCUAAAUGAAGCUGCUUCCAGACUUCUCUGUUUCAGUUGGAUGGUGAAUCAAACCCAGUGUGAGGGGCUGAAGAUGCUGUGCAGCAUCUGUUCCAUUGCUGACCUGAUGGAGAGCCUGGAAUGAACCAGCCUGACCAGCUGGAGAAGGAACCACAAACACAAGGGUGGUCUCACCCCAGCCUUCUGAACAUCUCUAACAUCUGCAGCAGAGAAUGCAGGAGAUUUGUGGCUUCAGGGUCAAUCUGGCACUGAGAGAGUUGGUGUGAUGGGAUCUUACUGCUGAAUGUGGACAGGUGAAGGGAGAGAGGUGCAGAGCUUCCCUGCUGUCUGAGCAGCCUGCCCUGGGCCUGCUCUGCACCAUCUGUGGCACAGAAGGAACAUGGGGAAAGAUGGAGUGUGGAGAUGUGGAACUGAAGUUCAGCAUCCAACUGGCCAAAGGUGCUGCCCUGCCCUGCCCUAAGGACAAAGAUCAGCUGCUUCUCCCUGCCACUGCUCUGGUUCUCCAUCCAACAGCAGGGUGCAGGCAGCUGUGAUGCUGGGAGAGACUCUCCUCAGGCUAGGGAGGAGUGCUAGCUUGGCUGGACUUCAGGAUUGGCUUAUAUUGUGCUUUCUGAGUCACCUUUUAGUCCCUGGGACAGUCACCUGGAGGGCACAGGACAAAAGGAGCCAUGAGGGACACAGCAAGGAAAUCAGCUCCCACACAAACGUGGUUGUCACAGGAAGCUCUGGAAGGGGAAUCCAGGGAAUCCUGAUGUGUGUCAUGCACAGCCAGUGGUUAGACCCCAGCAAAGGGCUGGGAGCACUGCCUGAGCUCUGCUGUUCAUGGCUCUGUCCCUGGGCUUUGCUUUGUUGGGCCUGCUGCUGCAGCAGCUCCUGGAAAGCUGCUCAGGUCAUGGAACAUGGAUUUGGAGCUGCUUCUCCAGGUUGUCCAAGGCUUGAGUGCUUUUGUGAGCAUUUAAUGUUGCUCAGCAGUCAGGUUCCUGGCAGUACAAAGGACUCAGAACCUGCACCAACAGAGCAGUUUGGUGAGCUGCUUUGCUGUGUUUUCUGGGAGAAUGACAGACUGAGCAGUGCUGUAUUUGCCUGGUGAAGGUGUUGUGUGCAGAUCAAAGGAGGCUGCACACAGGGCCCUUUGCAGGAUCACAUUUGUGAUCUGUGCUGCACCACCAGAUGGGUUCAUCUCACAGAGCCAUGAACACCAGGCUGGAAGAGACUGUCUGCAGUUCCUUGGAGCUGGAUGCUCCAUGGCAUGUCUGGAGGGAAGGCACUGGAACUCCACCAUGCCUGAUCUGCUCUUCCCAAAGGAGCUGCUUAAUAAUGGAUACACAACAGUGUGAGCUGCUCUGUUCUUCUGUUGGGUAGAAAUACAGGGAGGGACCAUUUUGCUGCAACCAAAUUGAUUUUUAGGGAGCUCUAAGGACAUUCCAAGAUCAGGCAGAAUCCAAUGUCUUGGGACAAAUCAAUUCUGCAUCACUAUUGGAGCCAUUUCUCAGCAGGGAGGCUUCAGAGAUGCUAGACUGGCCACCUGCUUGGAGAAGAAGGGAGGUGUGUGUUAAGUAGUUUAAGAUUAGAUGGGGUGGAGAAUGCUUUGGGAUUAUCCCAAAUGGCCAAGCAGCAGUUUGGGGCUGUUUGCUCCUGGGCACUGCAGCUCAGCUGGAAGGCUCUGCUGCCAUCUCCCAAGGACAGAAUGGGAAUUUGAAGCCCAGCCCCUCUCUGUUGUUAAGGAGUAAAACAAAUCCAAUAAAAAGCUCAGCUUUUUUCUACUCUGAGUUCUUUGCCUCACUGGGAUUUUGGGAUUAAAUUGAGCACAGUGGUGGCAGAUACAGACUUCUGCAUUCAGGUGGGCUGAAAGUUUAUUUCCACUGGACUAAGACUAGAAAAACUGCUUUGGUAAAACAAACAAAGUUGACAAAAAAAAAAAUCUAAGCUCACUCAGUGUGUCCUAUUCCCAGCAAGCUCCUUUUUUUUUCUGCAGGAAUUUGUAGAAGGAAUUUGCAGAAGGUUCCAGCCACCUCUCUAAAGGGUGGGUGGUGAGAGCAGCCAGAUCUGAUCUCAAUAAAGAGCUGCAGCCUUGUGUCAGGUUAGGUCAGGAGCAGUACCUGCCUCAGGUGGGUGCUCAGCUCUCUCCAGCUCCUUCUGCUCUGUGUGAUCUGCCUCCAGCCACCACUUGCUGAUUUUGUGAAGUGUUUCCCUUCCCACUGCCUUAGUUUCCCACAGCUGAGUGGAAGCUUCCUGGAAGCAGGGAUUGCUCCUGUGAGGACUGAGUGCAGUGGUGUAGCUCUCCAAGGCACCACUCUAAGCUAAAUAACUGUUUAACUGUGUUUUUAGGGGACAAAAAUCCCACCAUGCACUGACUCCCUGUCCUAUUUCCUGUACUCAACCCUUGGUAUCAGCUGUUUGUGGUGCUGUUGGAGUCUGUGUGGAAUUGUGCUGUCUGGAAAACCCAUUUAAUUGUUAAAUGGGGAGCAAACUUUCACUCCCAUGUACUUGUGUGCAAUAACACUUUAUUUCAAACUUA
Molecule: messenger RNA, 6036 nt
Organism: Catharus ustulatus (Swainson's thrush)
Lineage: Eukaryota; Metazoa; Chordata; Aves; Passeriformes; Turdidae
Gene: SNX19
Product: sorting nexin 19
Exons: 11
Coding region: 573-3401 (942 amino acids)
Cellular component (GO): early endosome membrane; intracellular membrane-bounded organelle
Molecular function (GO): phosphatidylinositol binding
Source: RefSeq, a predicted model, not a curated record